CUUUUGAUUAAAGCCUCGGGGACCCACGGGUUUCCUAAAUAAAUGCAAGAUUGAGAGAGCUUUUUCUCUCUGCUUGUGCGUCUCUGUUUUCUUUGAAAUUGCAACAGGCAUUUAAAAGAGCCUAAAGAUCAAGAAUUUGGAAGAACAAAUUCUUGGGUUUUGGUGGGUUUUUGAUUCUUUUAAGUUAGAGAGACUUGUACAGGAUGAUUGGUUGUGAUUGUUUUUACUGGAGCCAAGUUAAUGAUGAGUUCUACUCUGUUGAGCCUCAGCCUUUCUCUUUGCCUGCUCCAAUUCCCCAGUGGCCUCAAGGUCAGGGAUUUGCUACUGAGAGAAUAAACCUGGGAGAACUAGAAAUCAUCAAAAUUACCCAGUUUGAGAGUGUUUGGAGCUCCAACCUGUUGCAUGGAAAAGGAGUCACAUUUUAUAGACCUGUUGGGAUCGCUGAUGGUUUUUAUUGCCUUGGCCACUACUGUCAGUCCAAUGACCAACCAUUGCAAGGGUACGUUCUUGUGGCCAGUGAUGCCAACUUGCAGAAACCUGAAGUUCGUCAGCUCUGUGACUCGAAACCAGGCUCUCCAGCUCUGAAACGGCCACUUAACUACUCAUUGAUUUGGAGUACCGUUUCACACGACGAUGGUUGUGGUUACUUUUGGCUUCCAAACCCUCCAGCAGGUUACAAGGCAAUGGGUGUUGUGGUCACUAACAAGCCAGAGGAGCCUAGCGUUGAAGAAGUUAGAUGCAUUCGUGCAGAUCUUACAGAAAAAUGUGAAACUUGUGAUUUGAUCAUUUCCAAAGUUUCAAAAACUUUCAAUAAUCAAUUUCAGGUCUGGAACACAAGACCCUGCAAAAGGGGAAUGCAUUCUAAAGGUGUUUCCGUGGGGACGUUUUACUGCAGCACCUACUUGAGUUCUGAAGAUGAUUUGCUAGAUGUUGCAUGCUUGAAGAAUCUUGACUGUACCCUACACGCAAUGCCAAAUCUAGACCAGAUUCAUGCGCUCAUUAAGCACUUUGGCCCUACUGUGUUCUUCCAUCCUGAUGAAGAUUGCUUGCCAUCAUCAGUACAGUGGUUCUUCAAAAAUGGAGCACUUCUGUAUCAAGAAGGCAAGGAUGAGGGUCAACAUAUUGACUAUAGGGGUUCAAACUUGCCUUGUGAAGGUCAAAAUGAUAGGGAAUAUUGGAUUGAUUUGCCGAAUGAUGAUGAUGCUAGAAAUAACAUCAAAAGAGGAGAUCUAGAGAGCGCUGAGCUUUACGUUCAUGUGAAACCAGCGCUUGGAGGAACUUUUACUGAUAUUGCAUUUUGGGUAUUUUGUCCCUUCAAUGGACCAGCCACCCUUAAAAUUGGGUUAAUGAGCAUACCAAUGACCAAGAUUGGGCAACAUGUGGGUGAUUGGGAGCACUUCACCCUUCGUGUAAGUAACUUCACAGGGGAACUAUGGCAAGUCUACUUUUCACAGCAUAGUGGUGGCGAAUGGGUGCACGCUUCUGAUUUGGAAUUUAUUGAAGGUAAUAGGCCAAUUGUUUAUUCAUCAAAACAUGGUCAUGCUAGUUUUCCUCACCCUGGUACUUACCUUCAAGGAUCAACAAAGCUUGGAGUCGGGGUGAGAAAUGAUGCUGCCCAAAGCAAAUAUUAUAUAGAUUCAAGCACAAAGUAUCAGCUAAUUGCAGCCGAGUAUCUUGGAGACGGAGUAGUCACAGAGCCGUGCUGGCUGCAAUUUAUGCGAGAAUGGGGUCCAACCAUUGUAUAUGACUCAAGAUCUGAGCUAGAUAAGAUUAUAAAUCACCUCCCAUUCUUUGUUAGAUUCUCAGUGGAGAACAUCUUUGACCUGUUCCCAACUGAACUUUAUGGCGAGGAGGGACCAACCGGACCAAAGGUGAAAGAUAACUGGUUGGGAGAUGAAAGAUGCUAGUUUCGCAGCAUUCGCAUAUUACCCUAUUUAUCACUGUCCGGGCACGUUGAUAGAGGGUUUGGCAAGGUUGUGGAUUCUGCAGUUGGAUCGUCACCUAUAGCUUGUUCUUCUUUCCUUGGUUGCCAUGGAGAGUGCACUUAAGAGCAUGAUUUGCUUUUUGUGUUCAUAUAAGCAAGCAGGAAGGCUACAGAGUUAGCAGAGGAGAUGUUCAUACUGCAGUCGACAUGACUGAGAUCAACAGCAUUGAUUGUCAACAUUUGCUGAUGUUUUUCUUUUGUUGGUUGCAUCAUUUGAAAUGUGUAGUGGAGCAUUUGCAAUUGUAAUCAGAGGAAGGGUUUGAUGGGGGACGCCAAUUGCCAAGUAGAUUGAUGCUGGACUAUGGUGUGGGAUUGUAGAGUAAUGAAAGCUGUUAAAAUGGAACUUGUCAAAGGGUUAUUUUGCCCUGAAUUUAUGUAUUCUGCAAUUUGAUGC
Molecule: messenger RNA, 2378 nt
Organism: Manihot esculenta (cassava)
Lineage: Eukaryota; Viridiplantae; Streptophyta; Magnoliopsida; Malpighiales; Euphorbiaceae
Exons: 2
Coding region: 204-1907 (567 amino acids)
Source: RefSeq, a predicted model, not a curated record